AUGUCUGCCCGACCUGAGAACAUUGGCAUUAAGGCCGUGGAGAUCUAUUUCCCAAGCCAGUGCGUGGAUCAAGCUGAGCUGGAGAAAUUCGAUGGCGUGAGCCAGGGAAAAUACACGAUUGGGCUUGGCCAGACCAAGAUGAGCUUCUGCGAUGACAGAGAAGAUAUUUACUCUUUUGCGCUCACUGUGACCUCGAACCUCCUGAGCAAAUACAACAUUGAUCCGAACUCGAUCGGCCGCCUAGAGGUUGGCACGGAGACCAUCCUCGACAAGUCAAAAUCUGUCAAAUCCGUCCUCAUGCAAUUGUUCCCAGGCAACUCGAACAUUGAGGGUGUGGAUACCGUUAAUGCUUGUUACGGAGGCACAAAUGCGGUAUUCAACGCCGUGAACUGGGUGGAGUCCUCUGGCUGGGAUGGUCGGGAUGCGAUCGUCGUGGCAGGCGAUAUUGCGUUGUAUGCCAAAGGCAAUGCUAGACCAACUGGUGGCGCUGGUGCCGUUGCCAUGCUGAUCGGGCCUAACGCCCCAAUGGUUAUUGAGCCCGGGCUUCGCGGAAGCUACAUGCAGCAUGCGUAUGACUUCUACAAGCCAGAUCUGACCAGCGAAUAUCCCAUCGUUGAUGGUCACUUUUCCCUCAGAUGCUACACCGAGGCCGUUGAUGCCUGCUAUAAAGCAUAUAAUAAGCGCGAGGCGACACUCAAAUCGGCCGCGAAUGGACAUGCCGCCAACGGUCAUGCAAAUGGAAAUGGUGCUUCCCCUGAGAAGUCUUCCGUUGACCGAUUCGACUACAUGACCUUCCACGCUCCUACUUGCAAGCUCGUUGCCAAAUCGUACGCACGACUGCUUUACAAUGACUUCCUCGCGGAUCCAUCAUCCCCAGCUUUCGCUGACGUUCCUGCCGAGCUUCGCGACAUGGAAUACAAUCAAUCGCUGUCCGACAAGGUCGUCGAGAAGACUUUCAUGGGGCUGACCAAGAAGCGCUUCAACGAGCGCGUCCAGCCCAGCAUCCAGGUGCCCACGAUGUGUGGAAACAUGUACUGUGCAAGCGUCUAUGGUGGACUGGUGAGCUUGUUGAGCAACAUUGACAGCGAGGCCUUACAAGGAAAGAGAAUCGGUGUUUUCAGUUACGGUAGCGGGUUGGCCUCUAGUCUGUUUUCGUUGAGAGUUAGUGGACCUACCGAUGUCAUCCAGAAGAACCUCAGCCUCCAGGGGAGACUUGAUGCGCGACGAACAGUCGCACCAGAGGUCUACGAUGAGAUGUGUGAUUUACGCAAGAAGGCUCAUUUACAAAAGAGCUAUACACCCAACGGCAGCUCUGAGACCAUUGCUAAGGGUGUAUAUUACCUCACCGGCGUCGACGACAUGUUCCGCCGCAAGUACGAGGUCAAGGCAUAA
This is a messenger RNA of Venustampulla echinocandica, 1392 nucleotides long. Its product is annotated as putative Hydroxymethylglutaryl-CoA synthase. Gene Ontology annotation, biological process: ergosterol biosynthetic process; acetyl-CoA metabolic process. The coding region runs from base 1 to 1392 and encodes 463 amino acids. NCBI's taxonomy places the organism in Eukaryota, Fungi, Ascomycota, Leotiomycetes, Helotiales, Pleuroascaceae. The transcript is spliced from 4 exons. Gene Ontology annotation, molecular function: hydroxymethylglutaryl-CoA synthase activity. The record is from RefSeq and is a predicted model, not a curated record.